Messenger RNA from Mucor velutinosus, 1164 nucleotides. RefSeq lists its product as uncharacterized. Bases 1 to 1164 code for a protein of 387 amino acids. NCBI's taxonomy places the organism in Eukaryota, Fungi, Mucoromycota, Mucoromycetes, Mucorales, Mucoraceae. The record is from RefSeq and is a predicted model, not a curated record. The transcript is spliced from 8 exons. Gene Ontology annotation, molecular function: palmitoyltransferase activity.
AUGUGCAUGAAAUCAAAUCAAAACGAUGAAAAGCAGACAGCUUUUGAUGAUCCGGAUGUGCAUGAUACCCAGAUUUGCUGCUGCUGCCAUUCAGAUUCACCAGUGUAUGCGAUAUUAUGGCCUCUGGUCUUUUUCUUUUCAGCAUUGACAGAUUUCCCAAUGCCAUUACCAAAGGGCAAGAAGCCAGGACAGCACCGAGACUGGGGAUGGGUACCAGUGCUGAUUGUUACUGGCAUACUGGUGUUUGUCUACUACGGCUAUUUACACAGCAUCGUUUUGGUUUUGCUGAGGCAAUUGGACCGCCAAGCACAGGCCAUCGGAUAUCUGGUCCCUUUUAAUGUGCUGUUUAUACUCUUUUUGAUAUCUUACGGAAGGAUUGUAUCACAAACACCUGGACAUCCAAAUUUACUCGGCAUGGACAACCCCACCUCAACAAAAGGAACACAUCAUGAUUCUUCCAUCAAUAUUGAUAGGAUCGAAGACCUAAAAUUAACACAGCAGAAACCUGAUACUAUUUUGGGAGACCCGAAAUGGUGCGAAGCAUGUCAAAUUUGGAAGCCUGAUCGGGCUCACCAUUGUCGAGUCUGUGAUGCAUGUGUACUUCGAAUGGAUCAUCAUUGCCCUUGGGUCAAUGGAUGUGUGGGUGUUUCCAACUACCGUUACUAUAUCCAAUUUCUAUGCUAUGUGUCGCUUUUGGGCUCAUUUACAUUUGCUUCUUCAUUAGCAGCAUUUGUUGAAUUUCAUGGUUUGGCGACAUUUGAUAAUGUAGCGCUCGCCACAGUCAUCGUUUCUGGGAUUAUUACAUUCAUGAUAGGGACAUUUACAAUGUCUCACAUAUGGCUUGUGCUUCUCAAUCGAACAACUAUCGAAAACUCACAAUUCCAAAGUUGGAACAAGGCAAAGAAAUCCGGCGAAGCACAGAAUAGACUAAUAGAAGUGUUUACUGAAACUGGAAGAAAUGUGUUUAACCAAGGAUGUCGGGCAAAUUGGGUGGAGGUCAUGGGCAGUAACAAACUGCUCUGGUUCCUACCGUUAAGCUCCAAGCAAGAUGCGCAGAAAGACGGUAUUCAUUAUGGAUAUAACCCCUCUGUGUUGGAAGAAUAUAAGAAUGAAGAUGCUUCUAGAAGAAAAAGACCAUCGAAACAAGAGAAGAGGCCACAAUAA